AUGGUCGCCAAGCCUUUGCCGAAGCCCCCGGGCAAGCGGCAGAGCUCGGACUCGGGCGUGGAGCCGGACCGCGGGGCGCUGCUCCAGGAGCGGGACCAGCGCCCCGGGCUGUCCCAGGAGAAGAAGGAUCAGCGCAUCGCGCCCUUCGUCAGCGACUUCGACCAUCAGGACAAGGAGCACGUCCAGGAGACGAAGGAAGAGCUCGAUUCGCCGCUGCAAACAGCUGAGAAGGCGUUUGCAGUGGAGCUGCUGACGAUGCCGGCUGCCAGCAGGAAAAUGAAAAGGAAAGACUUGCUCAAUUUGCAAGGAGGGGAGGAAGUGGCUCUUACUGCUGCAGUGGUAAGUGUGUGUUUUCAAAUUUUAUCACAGUUUACAGAAUAGAAUUCUCCUCUCCCUGCUGUAAAUAUUUCAGACAAAAUAUUUUGUUUGGCUGCGUGUUUAAAUAGAAGAUGAUAUUAAAAGACUAGAGAGCCAGCCAGUGCAGUUAUGAACAUUACCUAAACUUUUAGGGUCAUCUGCUGGCAGAAAUCCAGAUGUUCAUGCAAAAAUAAACUGGUGUUUAGCCAAUCCCACUUCUGUCACUUGCUUCCAUGUGCUUUUGUGACAUAAUAUUUAUUUACUGGGUAAAAUCUCUUGACCUCUCCUUGUUGGAUAAACACUAUCUUUUAGACUGGAAGGUGUUUAUAUGAGACAGGUGGUUGGUUGCACAGAACUUCAGUAUGAAUAUGUUUUGACAGCAUGAAACUCCUUUUAGAAUGCAUAUUUGCCAUUUUAGAUAUAUGUAGAACUGUAUGUGUGUGUGUGUAUGUAUAUAUAUACAGACACACAUAUAUAUAUAUAUAGUGGGGCUUAACUGCUCUUUUUCAACUGGGAAUUCUUACAGUAUUGUUUCCUGAAAAUACCUAUCAUUUUGCUUUCAAAUGCCACUUCUUUUAACUGCAGUCUUUCAUAUACAUUUUCAGAUUUCCAAAACCAAACCAUUGGUUUCACUGGCCUCUGGUUUAAAUGGCAAACUGAACCCUCUUUCCAGGUAAAACUGACCUUUGAUAGCUUAUUUAACUCACCUGAACUUGUGAAUGCUGAAGAAAAUUAUUUUCAAAUAAAGUAGCUGAGAUUUGAGCCCAGCAGGAAUACAUCUGAUAAGGAUGUCCUCCCUGACUGAAUGAGAUGCACUGUGGUUAUGUGAAACCUGGGCUAAAAAGCACCUCUAGAUGAUGAAGGUAUGGAGUUGUACUUCUUAGUGAAUGGCACAUAGUUCUGAACUUAGGGAAUCAGUAUAGAUUUCCAAACAAUACUUAAGGGAAGAGAAUACAUAAGGGAAGCAUCUUUGCUCUGUUAGGACUAGUAAAUUGUUCUGUAAUAAACACUCAAUUUGGUUAUUACAGACCUCUCUUACCUACUAAGAUCAAUUAACUCUUUUGUUCCUGUAUGUUGUUAGGUCCCAGGAUAUCAUGUUUACCUCAGGAGGGCUUUUUCAUGUGUGUAUAUAGUAGAUGUCUGUCCUGGAGCACUCCCUAAUCCAUUCUCUAAUCCACUGUCUGUCUAUCUUCAUCCCAGCUAAAACUCCACAUUAGAAGUAGAUGAGGAGGAAUAAAUAAAAAUAAUAACAAAACAAGAACAAACAAAAAAACCCCCAAACAAAAUAAAAAACUGAUAAGUACUUUUUUUUUUCUUUUGAGCAAUUUAAAAUCCUUCUGCAAGUCACACUCGCAGUAGAGUAAAGUCUCUUACUUCUUAUUGCAGUGCCACAAAUCUCAGAGCCACUCCAAAGAUACCUAACAGGUAAGGGGUUAUAAUGGGCUAAUUAAAAGAUGGAGUCUGCUUCACCAUUGCCUCAAGCAUGGAGCUAAAAAGCUUGAUGUGCCAGCUGAGCUGCUUGUGAAACCACCUAGCAAGUGCCCAGGUAGCUGAGCCAUUCUUAGCAAAAAGGAAGGUCCUUGGAUAAGAAGCGUUACAAUCAAGAACACAGCAGGGACUUACUCUCCCAAAUAAGGUAUGCCAGGCAGACCUUGCUUGGAUACUGGGGCACCAGCCUAUGGAAACUCAGGCCCAUCUUGGUCCCAGGCAAACUUUGUUUGGGUACUGGUGAACUGGCCAGUGGGCACUCAGGGUCUGCCACGGGGAGGGUAUUUAAGUUGGUGUGCCAGUGGCCUUUGUGGUGGUUGUAAACUCCUGUCCUGUGCUUUUAACAGUCACCCUCAGCUUUUCCUGCUUUUCUGUCUCCCUUCUUUCUCUCUUCUCUUUUGUGUAACAAAAUAAAGUUGAGUUAUCCUUUUUGGAAUCAA
Molecule: messenger RNA, 2285 nt
Organism: Pipra filicauda (Wire-tailed manakin)
Lineage: Eukaryota; Metazoa; Chordata; Aves; Passeriformes; Pipridae
Product: borealin-2-like
Exons: 3
Coding region: 1-381 (126 amino acids)
Biological process (GO): mitotic sister chromatid segregation
Cellular component (GO): chromosome passenger complex; chromosome, centromeric region; spindle midzone
Source: RefSeq, a predicted model, not a curated record